This is a messenger RNA of Striga hermonthica, 1593 nucleotides long. Lineage: Eukaryota; Viridiplantae; Streptophyta; Magnoliopsida; Lamiales; Orobanchaceae. The record is from the annotation of a GenBank genome assembly.
AUGGCGCCACAUAGGUUCAACCCGCCCCAACCUCGAGUUUUCCGAAGACUGGUUCCACAACACACAACAAAACUUUGUCUCUGUACUCGACCGAACCCUACAAGGAUACGUGAUCGAAACCUCUCCAUACACAAGCUUCAUCUCGACUCAUCGAGGCCCGAACCAGUCGUCUCCCUUCUCGAUGAAUGGAUCCCGAUAUUAGCCCUCAACAUCAAAGCGUUGAAACUCAACUUUUUUUCAAAUACUCCGGAGUAUUACGACCUGCCCAAGGCAGUCUUCUUAGCCGAGUCCCUCGAAGAACUACACCUGUGCCAAUGCAAGAUGAGCGAGAGCGUGCAGUUCAAAUGUUUGUGCACGCUCAUCCUCCAAUGCGUCCUCAUUAACGACAGGACUUUUGAGAAGAUAAUGUUGGGCUGCCCUUUGCUCGGGCGGAUGUUCCUUUUUAAUUGUCAGGGGUUAAUAAACGUUAGACUAGUGAGCGAGACAGCAUUCCGUGGGCUCAAGCACUUUGUAUUGGAUAAUAUCGUGAGGAUCGGAGGGCGUAGCAUUGAAAUCGAUGUCCCGAAUCUCGAGACGGUCUCUAUCUGUGGCCCAUGGAUUUGGUCUAACCGCCAAAGCGAAUUUUUGUUCUCUCGCCUCACGCGUUUGCGUCUCGGUAGUGUGAUCCUGUCGAGUGAGUCGUUUGACUUGUUAUCGUUCGGCUGCCCGACUCUUGAGAGCUUGACCCUAAUUAAUUGUUCCGGUUUCGAGGAAUUCCAUCUUGCAAGUGAUUCGGUCAAGUGGUUGACCAUCAUCUCGGACAGAAUAUUGCUUAAAGGAGUUACGAUUUGUGUCCCGAACAUUCUCAAAUUUACGUUCGAUGCCCGUAUUCGUCAGCCGCUGCACACAUUCUCUUUCACGACCACUACUUCCAAGGUGUGGUACUCAAGUGUAUUCCUCUCUACGUAUGUGGCUGAUCCCAAUUUCGACAUCAAUUCGUGGUUCCUUGAGGUGAGACGAGUUCUCAAGGCACUAAGUGGGUCUCAGAUUUCUCUGUUGUUGGGGAUGGGCUGCCGCUCUGAUCAGCACGUGCCCUGUAGUGCUGUUCUCCGUGAUGAGCAACCUAUUGUGGUGGGGGAAUUAUUUUUUGAUGAUUGUAAAUGCCCCAUGGAGUUUACGAAUGCCGUGUUUCGUGUUUGUCGACCGAGUCUUGUAUGGGGUGGUUGGGUCAUGAGCGAGUUGCUCAGGAGCUCCUACGAGCUCUCGGAGUUUCAGUUCAACAUCUUGCUUGCAAACAAUAAAGUCAGGACCGAGCCCUGCUUUUGGCAGCGCGAUUUGGAGCAAGUGUUUGUGGAAACUCUCAACGGGCAACAAUGGCAACUCAUGCAGUGGACGAAUCUGGAGGAGUUGCGAAACCGAACGCAAGACAGGAGAAUUCGCCUUAGAUUGAAAUGGAGAUGUCAGAAUGCCCUAAGCCUGCUGUCUCGCGCAGCCCAUGAGUGCUCGCCUCAUCCCUUAUGUUGCUCUCAGCAACUCGCCAGCCUUGCCAGCCAUCUUGCGCAGCCCCGCAAAAAAUCUGCCCCACAUCGCCCAAGCAACUCGCGUAGCUCAUGA